AUGAAAGCAUCUGCUUUAAUAGUAACUAAUCGCAUGAUCGAUCAAUUUGUAAAAGUCCACGGAAAGCUCACAACCAUCGUCUCCGAUCAUGGAGUACAAUUCAUCAGCCACAUUUGGCAAAGUCGACUGACCGAGUUAGGUAUUCAAGUAUUAACUACCAGUGUAUAUUACCCCCAAAGCAAUCCGUCCGAAAGGGUAAUGCGGGAAGUUGGUAGACUUUUCCGUACAUACUGUCAUGAAAAACAUACAAGUUGGUUCCAAUAUAUUCAUUAUAUAGAAUUGGUCCUCAAUAAUACAGUCCACGAGUCUACGGGUUCUACUCUCCAAGAAAUAUUUAUGAGAACCGCGAGAUAUCAUCCAUUUGGUAUCUUAGUAGAGACUCCUCCCGACCGUAAAGAAAAUCCUAAUACACAAUACAUAUUGGCCAGAGAAAUCCAAAAUAACAAAGCCGAGCCUCGAAAUGUCGACAUAGUAGUAAGGGAAUUUCACCCCGUUUCGUAA
Messenger RNA from Cinara cedri, 501 nucleotides. The record is from the annotation of a GenBank genome assembly. NCBI's taxonomy places the organism in Eukaryota, Metazoa, Arthropoda, Insecta, Hemiptera, Aphididae.